Molecule: messenger RNA, 348 nt
Organism: Clonostachys solani
Lineage: Eukaryota; Fungi; Ascomycota; Sordariomycetes; Hypocreales; Bionectriaceae
Source: the annotation of a GenBank genome assembly
AUGUCCAGGACAAGGAAAGAGAGGAAGACAGACGACUGCCGUGGCAAGAAGAAAGAAGAUGCAAAGCAAAGCAAGGCGGAAGGUGAAGCAGAGCAGAGCGAGAGCGGCAAGAAAGAAGUUCUUGGUAGCCAAUUGAUCCGCAUCGGCUGGGCCAAGGACAGGCAAGGGCGCACAGACGGGGAGACAGACAGGUCUCACCAGCUGCAUCAGCGGCCAGACCCCAGCGCCUGGCCCGUCCGUCGUAUCUUCUCCGCGAUGCACGGCCUGCGACAAGGGCUGACCGCCAUACCGCUCUUUUGGCCUGGGCUUACCAUGUCUGGCAGAUCCAGAAGCGCAAUCCUUGAUUGA